This is a messenger RNA of Magallana angulata, 1321 nucleotides long. RefSeq lists its product as uncharacterized. The record is from RefSeq and is a predicted model, not a curated record. The coding region runs from base 178 to 1236 and encodes 352 amino acids. NCBI's taxonomy places the organism in Eukaryota, Metazoa, Mollusca, Bivalvia, Ostreida, Ostreidae. The transcript is spliced from 5 exons.
CAGGGCGAUAAGGAAAGCCCCCUUGGUGAUAGGCAAAGCUAGCUACUGGGAACUCGCGUGUUGUAAAAGGAAGGUGCAGGCGUUAUGCAGUUGCAUAAUGCGAAGACUUUUUGGAAAUUCAGGAGAUACAUGACAGCGAAAAAUGAAAAGUGUGAUAGUUGUGAUUAUUAAGAGCGGAUGAUGGUUUUGCUAACGGUGCUUUGUUUUGUUUCAAUAUUUUGGACGAUAAAUUCGGGAUAUGUCCAAGACAAAGACAAUGCUUUACACAGGCACCGUCCUAGACGUGACCUACCCCCCUAUCCCACCCCUCCCUUACCCGCUGGCGUUACGAGACCGACCCUCGGUCUUAUGAUGUUCCACGUCAAUUUCCAAUAUUCCCGUGUCCCGUGUGCGGACAGCCCCUCCCGACGUACCUCCCUCACGGAGGACCAGCUGAUGCAACUGUUUGUCAGAAAAGGCGGGAAAUUCCGGCCUUCUUUGAUGGCUAUUGACGAGGAAAGAGCUCUUUCCGAUUUCCCUAACCUUCUACCAAUUGGUCAAGCUAAGGAUACCUAUAUAAAAAACGUCGACAUACCAGUGUCCAAAGAAAAGCUUUUGGACGAUUUAAAUAAAUGGGAUACCUUUUUCAAGUCUGCCCACAAAAUUCCUCGGCCAGUGUUCCCUGAUUAUAGCCAUCAUUUACAGAGUGCAAUGAAUCUCUUAGGAUCGGAAGUGGGAAACUACAUUAUAAAAAACGGAAUAAAUCCGGAAGACAUAAUAAACUUUAUCAAUGACCACGACAUAACCCAUCAUCCCAAAAUCCUCAGCUCGAUCAGAAAGCCGGAUCGCAGAUGGAAAAGGCAAUCUUCGGGCGUCAAUGCCCAAGCAUGUCAGUACAGGGGUAACAAAACAGAUAAUGGUUUCAUCAAUUUCUGUACAUCGUGUAUGACCACGACAGAUCUCGGGAGCGAGAGGUUCCCGCGAUACAUCAACGAGAUUGUAUGCAAUGUGGAGCCAUGUUUGACUGUCAACAGAAGCCCACAUGGUGCUUGUCAGGAAAAUAUCCUCCAUCUGACCUUCCUCCGCCGGACCCCCAGCCCCAAUGGCUGUUUCUUGGUCAUUGAAGACACGUCGUUCGGUCAGAACAAGACUUUGGCCCAUGCCUGGGAGACUUACACACAACGCAUCAGGGUCGGGUGCAGCUGCAAGCUCGACAAACGAUCCCGACUGAAGGCCACAUUCGGCUUCGGAAAAUAAUGGUGGAUUAUUCCUGUUGUAUUUUGACAAUAAUAACGCAUGUGCAAUCUAUAUAUUUUCGUCUGUGUGCGCUUCUUUUGUAUAU